Topomyia yanbarensis is the source of this 2571-nucleotide messenger RNA. RefSeq names its product proton-associated sugar transporter A-like. Gene Ontology annotation, cellular component: membrane. The transcript has 7 exons. The record is from RefSeq and is a predicted model, not a curated record. NCBI's taxonomy places the organism in Eukaryota, Metazoa, Arthropoda, Insecta, Diptera, Culicidae. Bases 377 to 2017 code for a protein of 546 amino acids. Gene Ontology annotation, molecular function: sucrose:proton symporter activity.
UGCAACGGUUUCAGUUGGCUUCAAACGAUCGUUCGGGUUGUGACAGAAUAUUCUCCAGCGGUUGGCGCAGCAAUUCGGUUCAAGUUAGUGCGUUGAUUUCAGCGGAAACAUGGAAACCAUCCGUCAAUUUAGCAGGAUGUCGCGUUCGUUCGGGAUACCCGCCUGAUUAAGGGUUAAUCAUCAUCAUUGGAGCAGAUCGUUGACACGAGUGUGUGUGUUUGUGUGGUGUGAAAUUCUCUCUCUCUCUCUUUCUCUCGUUCUUCUUGCUCGCUAGAGCUUUACUCGUGCUUGUGAUCGGUGGAGAAAAACAAACGUGACAAGUUGAUCGGCUUUGUUACUUUUGGGAAUUGUGAAGGAAAGUGUAAACAAAGCCAGGAUGAACCAUGAAGCGGAAAAAGAGAUUGCGUUCCACCAGCUGAGUGAUGCUGCCAUUAUGGAGAGUAUGCUGCGGGUGCGAUUCGAGCACGCAAAGAACCAGAAAAAGGAUUACUCGCAUUUGUUCAGGCUGAAACACCGCUGGGAGAUCCUCUGGCUAACGAUGUACCAACUGGGCGUCGAGUUCUGCUACGCCGCUGAAACCGCCUACGUCACCCCGUUGCUGCUGAGCAAUGGGCUCAAUCACACCUUCAUGACAAUGGUCUGGGCUUUCGCUCCGAUGCUGGGAUUCUUCUUCGCUCCGAUGAUAGCGUCCUUUAGUGAUCAGGUACGAUCAUCCUGGGGUCGCCGGAGACCGAUCCUGUUGACACUGGGUGCAGCAUGCAUAACGGGGCUAUUGAUUCUACCGCAUGGCAAAGCUAUAGGUCUGCUGCUGGGGGAUCCAGACGUUCCGGUGGAAAUGAUGGACGGCUUUCGGUGGGGAGUCCUGAUCACGGUGAUCGGUUUGGUCCUAACGGAUUUCGACGUCGAAACUAGCAGCGGCGUUGGGCGGACGUAUUUUAUGGAUGUUUGUAUUUUGGAGGACCACGCCCGAGUUUUGACUAUGGCUAUGGUCAUUGGAGGAAUCGGUGGAACCGGUGGAUAUGUGCUGGGCGCAAUCGACUGGCAACAAACCGACUUUGGAUCUCUGAUGGGAAGCAACGAGGCGACUGUCUUUGCCAUCGUCGUUGUCGUAAUGGUGAUAGGUUUGGUGACAUCGUUAACCAGCUUCCGGGAAGUAUCGUUGCCUCAGCUGGAAGCUGAUGAACUGUUACGUCCGAUCACACAGACUACGUUCGAGGCGGAAAAGCGGCGACAGCAGACUAUCUACAACAUCUCUAGCUUGGUGAAAGAUCCCAACAAGUUGGAGAUAGUCCCAAUUAUAAUCGAAGAAGAGGAAAAGGAACCACAGCAGACUUUUUCGAACUUCUUCAAAAAUCUGUGGCACAUGCCUCGAUCUUUGAUGAUUAUCUACCUGACUCAAUUGCUCUCUCAGCUCGGUUACCUCAGCUAUUGUCUUUACUUCACGGAUUUUGUGGGGAGUACCGUUUUUGGGGGGGAUGUGGCUGCUCCCAAAGGAUCACCAGAACUUAACUUAUACGAGGAAGGUGUACGGUUUGGAUGCUGGGGAAUGGCCCUGUUUACGGUGUCCGCUGCUCUCUACUCACUGUUCAUCGAAAAGAUCAUCAAAUGUUUCAGUGCUCGUCCGGUCUACGUCGGAGGUCUCCUAGCGAACAGCCUCGGAAUGCUGCUGAUGGCUCUGUUCAACGAGAAGUGGAUGGUGUUCGUUAGCUGUCCCACCGUGGGCAUUAUGUACGCCACAAUCUACUCGAUUCCGUUUCUGAUGAUCUCGCAGUACCACGCGAAAAACUCGUUUGCUAUGAAGGACGGUAUGUACGUUGAGUCGAGCCAACGAAGAGGAUUCGGGGCGGAUGUGUCCAUAAUGAGCAGUAUGCUGUUCCUGGCCCAGCUAAUCAUCGCGCUCGCCAUUGGCAGCGUGAUUGAUGCGUUCGGUUCGACGACGGUUGUGAUCUACUCGGCAAGCUUAUUCUCGUUUCUCGCCGCGAUUGCUGCAACCCAGGUGCUCUUUAUGGAGCUUUAAAAGGUGCGCCUACUGUAGUACGUGACCUGAACGUAACGGGCCGGGCUGAUGCUGACCUAGGAAGGGGUUGCGGUGCUGUUGUGCUGCUGCAUUCCCUGCGCUAGCAAACGAUUCCGAACCGGUAAAAGAGUGAAAUGUAAAACUGAACCCCCACCCGAUGAUCGAGAAAUGAGCGGAAGCCAAGUUUCGUUAGUAGAUACAAAACACUAGACUAAGAUUGUAACUGGUUGAAACUCUCGGUGUAUAUCUGACUAACUGAACGUGUGGUCUGCGGUAUCAAAUUAGCAAAAUCCAAAUUUAUACAAGUGACCAUUCUAAUCUAGUAUUUUGCGUCUACUGUUUGACUUCAUAGUAUAAUUGAAAUGGAAUGGAAUAGUGGAAUUUCGAAACGUGAUCUUUUUGCUGGUGCAUUUGCUUCAAAAUGGGAGCGAGCGUAGGGCACUUCUUGCCCUAGAGAGUGUAAAUAUAUUACAUAGUGAUAUUUCUGUAACAAAAUGACAGUAUAGUAAGAUAUUAAACUAAGCUAGAAAUAUAAAAUUGUCUAAUUGAUUUAA